UGCCAGCGGAUCGUAGAGGACUGGCAGCGGAUUCUCAUGGUGCGUUCGCUAGUGCUCAACCCCCACGAGGACAUGAGAAUGUGGCUCAAGUACGCCAGCUUGUGUGGCAAGAGCGGCAGGCUGGCUUUAGCCCAGAAAACCUUGGUGUUGCUCCUGGGGGUCGACCCAUCCCGACAGCUGGACCAUCCCUUGCCCACUCUUCACCCUCAAGUGACCUACGCAUACAUGAAGCACAUGUGGAAAAGCGCCCACAAGAUCGAAGCCUUCCAGCACAUGCAGCAUUUUGUCCAGAUGAUGCAGCAGCAAGCCCAGCAUGCCAUCGCCACCGAGGACCAGCAGCACCGACAGGAGCUGCACAAGCUCAUGGCCCGGUGUUUCCUGAAACUGGGAGAGUGGCAGCUGAACCUGCAAGGCAUCAACGAGAGCACCAUCCCCAAAGUCCUGCAGUACUACAGCGCCUCCACGGAGCAUGACCGCAACUGGUACAAAGCCUGGCAUGCCUGGGCAGUGAUGAACUUUGAGGCAGUCCUGCACUACAAGCUCCAGAACCAGGCCCGGGACGAGAAGAAGAAGCUGCGCCACGCCAGUGGGACCAGCGUCACCAGCGCCAACACGGAAGGCAGCAACAGCGAAAGCGAGGCCGAGAGCCCUGAGAACAGCCCCGCCCCUUCUCCCGUGCAGAAGAAGGUUACUGAGGACUUAUCCAAAACCCUCCUGAUGUACACCGUGCCGGCCGUUCAGGGCUUCUUCCGAUCCAUCUCUUUGUCCCGGGGAAACAACCUUCAGGAUACGCUCAGGGUCCUUACGUUGUGGUUUGACUAUGGCCACUGGCCAGAAGUCAAUGAAGCCUUGGUGGAAGGGGUCAAGGCCAUCCAGAUAGACACCUGGCUCCAGGUGAUACCACAGCUGAUUGCAAGAAUCGACACACCUCGGCCUUUGGUGGGACGGCUCAUUUACCAGCUGCUGACUGACAUUGGAAGGUACCAUCCUCAGGCUCUGAUCUAUCCACUGACGGUUGCCUCAAAGUCAACAACGACAGCCCGGCACAAUGCUGCUAACAAGAUCUUGAAAAAUAUGUGCGAACACAGCAACACGCUCGUCCAACAAGCCAUGAUGGUGAGCGAAGAACUGAUCCGCGUGGCCAUCCUGUGGCACGAGAUGUGGCACGAAGGUCUGGAGGAAGCGUCCCGCCUCUAUUUCGGGGAGAGGAACGUGAAGGGGAUGUUCGAAGUGCUCGAGCCGCUGCAUGCCAUGAUGGAGCGUGGUCCCCAGACCCUCAAGGAAACCUCCUUCAAUCAGGCUUAUGGCAGAGAUCUGAUGGAGGCCCAGGAAUGGUGCCGGAAAUAUAUGAAAUCGGGAAACGUCAAGGAUCUCACUCAGGCUUGGGAUCUGUACUACCACGUCUUCCGGCGCAUCUCCAAGCAGCUGCCUCAGCUGACUUCCUUGGAGCUCCAGUACGUUUCCCCCAAACUCCUGAUGUGCCGCGAUUUGGAGCUGGCCGUCCCGGGGACGUACGACCCGAACCAGCAGGUCAUCCGCAUUCAGUCCAUCGCGCCCUCCCUGCAAGUCAUCACCUCCAAACAGAGGCCAAGGAAGUUGACCUUAAUGG
Notechis scutatus (mainland tiger snake) is the source of this 1609-nucleotide messenger RNA. NCBI's taxonomy places the organism in Eukaryota, Metazoa, Chordata, Lepidosauria, Squamata, Elapidae. The record is from RefSeq and is a predicted model, not a curated record.